AUGCCCUACUCUCGCGCAAUCUGGCUCGAGCCCAACGGCUCUCUCUCCCUCCGCGAUAUAGCUGAACAUUACGAGCCAUCAGGGGCGCAGACCCUUGUCUCCGUCGAGUAUUCGGCCAUCAAUCCAGCCGACAUCAAACAUUACUACAUCAUAGGGGCGCACUCGAUCGUCGCCGGCUACGAGUGGAUCGGCCCCGUCCUGGCCACGGGACCCAACUCACCAUUCAAGAAAGGAGAGAUGCUGUUCGGCCUGGCACCGCUCGCAGACCGGAAGCCCCUGAGCGCCGGCGCGCACCAGGAUCGAAUGCUCGUGGAGCCGUACAUGACGUUCCGUGUGCCUCCGCCGGCUCUAUCCCAGAGAGGAGAGGAUUGGCAGACGCAGGUCGUCUCUUGGACGGCUGCCGCCCACACCGUCUGCGAUGCGUUCUUCAACUGCAUGGGCUUCGGCUUUUCUCCGCUCGGAGGGCCCAAUGCUGGGAAGGAGAUUGUCUCAGGCGUGGAUCCUCAUGGGAGGGCGAUUCUGAUUUGGGGCGCAUCCUCGACCGUCGGCCUCUGCGCCGUGCAGCUGGCACGUAUCGCCGGCUUCUCGCCCAUCCUGUGCACGGCGUCGCCACACAACCACGAAGCGCUGUUGGGCCUGGGAGCUACCGCGUGCUUCGACCACCGCUCGCCGUCGGUCGUCUCGGACAUCCGGGCUGCGGUCCAGGCGUCCGGCAAGCCGCUUGCCACCAUCUUCGACGCGGUGACCGUAGGGACGGGCAUCUGGGAGCCACCGCGCGCGGCGUCCGACCCGCCUCUCGACCUGGGCAAGAGCAGCCCGGCCAUUGCGAAGCAAUGUCUUACGGAAGGGAUUGCGCCAGAGGAGGUGAGGCUGUCGGCUACCUUGAAGGUCGAGUUCGACGAGGAUUGGAAGUUUUGUAUGGUGAUUCGGAACCAAGAGCCAUCGCCUGAUUUACAGGAUCGCAUAGAUGCUGCUAUCCAGUGGCUCUGGGGCAAUGCUGCGGACGUGAACUUUAGAAUUCCAAAAGUGAAGGCAGUUCAGGGUGGUGAUGAAGGUAUCAAGGCGAUUAAGGACGUGUAUGAUGGAAAAGUUAGCAUGGAGAAGGUCGUUAUCAAGCAUCCCCUAUAA
Neoarthrinium moseri is the source of this 1128-nucleotide messenger RNA. RefSeq lists its product as uncharacterized. The record is from RefSeq and is a predicted model, not a curated record. Lineage: Eukaryota; Fungi; Ascomycota; Sordariomycetes; Amphisphaeriales; Apiosporaceae. The transcript has 3 exons. Bases 1 to 1128 code for a protein of 375 amino acids. Gene Ontology annotation, molecular function: oxidoreductase activity, acting on NAD(P)H.